AUGGGUCAGGAAAGAGGCAGUGCAAUGGCCACCAAAGGGAUUGUGUUGUUGGUUCUCCUGUGCUUCACCAUCCAGUGGGAGAUUGCUCAGGCAAAAUCCUACAUGGUUGGGGGUGUGACCGGUUGGACCUUUGGAGUUCAGUCUUGGCCUAAGGGAAAGAAGUUCAGGGUUGGUGAUAUUCUUGUUUUCAAGUACCUUCCGACGGCUCACAAUGUUGUGAAGGUUAACCACUACGGCUACAAGACUUGCUCAGUUCCUAAAGGAUCCUUCAUUACAAGAACUGGAAAUGAUCAUAUCAAAUUGAGGAAAGGAAAUAACUUCUUCUUGUGCAACCUGCCGGGGCAUUGUAUUAAUGCAAUGAAGAUUGUAGUUUAUGCCACUUAA
Macadamia integrifolia is the source of this 384-nucleotide messenger RNA. Its product is annotated as basic blue protein-like. The coding region runs from base 1 to 384 and encodes 127 amino acids. Lineage: Eukaryota; Viridiplantae; Streptophyta; Magnoliopsida; Proteales; Proteaceae. The transcript is spliced from 2 exons. Gene Ontology annotation, cellular component: plasma membrane. Gene Ontology annotation, molecular function: electron transfer activity. The record is from RefSeq and is a predicted model, not a curated record.